GAACUCUGGACCUCCUGUUGCCAGGGAAACAGGACCGGCGGGAAAACAUAAUUAAAGAAAAGACGAUACAACAGAGACUCGCUGCCCGUCCAGCUGUUUCCUCCACAGCUGUAAACGUCGGCCAUGUCGUCUACAGUGCUGUUCAACCUGCUGCGUGUCGGCCGCUCCUCCAUCACCCGACAAACCUUCCUCGCCGCUCGCUGCUCAUCGGAAACCUCCACGGCUUGUGGACAGGGAGGCGGGGCUUUGUUCGGGGUGGUAGGCGUGCGUCAUGCCGGCGGGUCGGUGCGUUUCGACAGCGAUGGCAGCUGCCGGCCGGUCACCUGGGACUCGUUCGGUAUCUGGGACAACCGGAUUGAAGAACCCAUCCUGCUGCCCUCCAGCAUCAAAUAUGGAAAACCCAUUCCACAGGUCAGCCUGUCUCGGGUCGGCAGCACGUCCGCUCUGGGUCUCAGAAAGCAGAAUGAGGAUCGCCUCCGUGUCAGCCGUAUCCAUGACAACCUGCUUUACUUCGCCGUGUUCGACGGGCAUGGCGGCCCGCACGCUGCCGAUUACUGCUUCACCUUCAUGGAGAAGUUUAUCAGAGACGCUCUGGAGGAUGAGGACGACCUGGAGAAAGUUUUAAAGAAAGCGUUUUUGGAUGUUGACGCGGCGUUACACACACAUCUCAGCUACUUCAAUAAUGACUCUGUCCUGAAGGCCGGCACCACGGCGACGGUUGCUAUGCUACGGGACGGUGUGGAGCUGGUGGUGGGGAGUGUUGGAGACAGCCGGGCGUUGCUGUGCAGGAAGGGACGAGCCACCAAACUCACCAAAGACCACACGCCAGACCGCGAAGACGAGAAACAACGGAUAAAGAAGUUUGGCGGCUUCGUGACGUGGAACAGCCUCGGCCAGGCCAACGUCAACGGGCGCCUCGCCAUGACCCGCAGCAUCGGGGACUUCCACCUGAAAACCAGCGGCGUCAUCGCAGAGCCGGACACGCGACGACUUUCUGUCAAGCACAACAGCGACUCCUUCCUGGCUCUGACCACGGACGGCAUCAACUUCCUGCUGAGCGACCAGGAGAUCUGUGAUGUCAUCAAGCAGUGCCAAGACCCGACAGAGGCCGCUGAUGUCAUCACUCAGCAGGCGUCGCAGUACGGCUCGGAGGACAACGCCACCAUCAUCAUCAUCCCUCUCGGAGCGUGGGGGAAACACAAGAACUCCUCGGCCGUCUACAGCAUGAGCAGGAACUUUGCCUCCAGUGGGAGAUGGGCGUAGACGACAACACGGGAAAAAAUCACAUGACCUCCAAAACUGUUGAUCGAAUGAGUCAAAAUAACUUUGACUUGAGAGACACAAAACUUUUUAACUUUUCAAAACUCUGGAUGUUCUCUGAAUGAUCGUGAGGCGACAUGCUGACUCACAGUCGAGCCGGCUGUAGUAUGAGUGUGAGAACAGUGGAAAUAGAGUGUGUAAUAUAUUGUACAUACAGAGAGGUUAGCGUUAUUGUUUAUGUGAUUAUUCAUCUGUGUAGCUCGUGUGUGUGUGUGUGUUUAGAUUGAACACUAAACUUCCCUCCUUUGUUUUGUCACAUUGACAGCGGUGUCAUUGUCAAGGUUCAAAUUUCUCACAUUAACUUUUCAGGAAGUUAGAAAUGCAGUUUCAGGUUGACCUCCGUGUGGAUUUUAAAACAUCUUCCAGACU
Labrus bergylta (ballan wrasse) is the source of this 1689-nucleotide messenger RNA. It is a transcript of the gene ppm1ka, whose product is annotated as protein phosphatase, Mg2+/Mn2+ dependent 1Ka. NCBI's taxonomy places the organism in Eukaryota, Metazoa, Chordata, Actinopteri, Labriformes, Labridae. Gene Ontology annotation, cellular component: cytosol; nucleus; mitochondrion. Gene Ontology annotation, biological process: peptidyl-threonine dephosphorylation. Gene Ontology annotation, molecular function: protein serine/threonine phosphatase activity; cation binding. The record is from RefSeq and is a predicted model, not a curated record.